AUGGACUCAUUGCACGACGAUAUCUUUGUGUCUUAUGACCGCGAUUCUGAACCCGAACCCGAACCCGAACCCGAACCUCUUGAUUCUUCCUGUACGCCAGGAAAAAGAAAAUGUGCGAAAUGCCAGAAACUCGGUAGGCGCUGCUUCCGGUGCCGUUUGAAGCUUGCAUUAGGGGAAGAGUCUGAGGAGCCUGCCAAGUCAGCACUUGAACUUGUUGUUGCUUCUCAAGCUGCUCAAAGAAACGACAAAUCCCAAGAUACUAUCCCAGAGCCUAUCCCAAAACCCAUCAAAACCAGGAAUGAAGCAAUACGACCACAAAAGGUUGCACAGAAUGGAGAAGCUCCGAGCCCCAUUACACGGUCUAGUUCAAAAUCUCAACUACAAGAUUGCCCAUCGACUGCCCCCAAGAAUAGAACCGAGAGCUUUCAGACCCCUUCCCAUGAUACAUACUUUUACAAUGGUGUAAUAACGGGCAGCACACAAUACUACCAAAGCAACAUUUCAUCCUGCGGUGCCAACAUCCAAUCUAAGGCGAACGAUGCCCACUGCCAAACAAAUUGCUACUUGUAUAACUAUCCUUGUUCUCAGUGGAAGGACCUAGCUCCUGAACCUCCAUACUACUACAAUCGAUCGAACGCAGAGAUUGAGGUAGUCAAGAUAAACAGAAGCUGGCAUCUCGUUUCCACAAAGUGCCGCGUUGAGAAAUACGAUGACAGCGGUAUUGAGCACAAUCACGAACACCGACAUUGGGCAGAGCCCUCCAGGGAAGCCCCCCAUUGCAACAGUUGCAGGUCUCUAGAAGAGAAGAAGGCCAGCGUUCCUGAAUAUAUCAAGUUUGACAAUGCCAAGGUGACUUUUAUAGAACAAUUACCUUGGCGAGGGUAUGCUCAUGCAGUCUGGGUUGCGCUGGCGGAUACAACACCCUUCAUGCCGGGCUCAGUGAUUCGCAGCACCAAUCAAUAUAAAGUGUCAUGUACGGUGUAUCGCGAUCAACUAUAUGGACCUGGGAGGCUUGUUAAUCAGGUCUGGAAGCCUGAUGAGCCCAUAAUACCACUGGAAUCAGUUUGCUCUCGCAUAUAUGAUUUCGGCAGAUCAGCCGUACACUGGGUGCAAGAAAGGAUCACUGGCGUGAAGCAUUCGGAUGAGAUUGACUAG
Molecule: messenger RNA, 1155 nt
Organism: Fusarium tjaetaba
Lineage: Eukaryota; Fungi; Ascomycota; Sordariomycetes; Hypocreales; Nectriaceae
Exons: 1
Coding region: 1-1155 (384 amino acids)
Source: RefSeq, a predicted model, not a curated record